This is a messenger RNA of Nanorana parkeri, 2238 nucleotides long. RefSeq names its product phosphodiesterase 7A (gene PDE7A). The record is from RefSeq and is a predicted model, not a curated record. Gene Ontology annotation, molecular function: 3',5'-cyclic-AMP phosphodiesterase activity. NCBI's taxonomy places the organism in Eukaryota, Metazoa, Chordata, Amphibia, Anura, Dicroglossidae. The transcript has 15 exons. Bases 90 to 1535 code for a protein of 481 amino acids.
GAAGCACACAGGUGUGUAUAUAUAUAUCUAUACGUAGGUGUUUUUGCUUUGGUGUUUCUUGGUGAGUUGCCCCCCNGAGGCAGUGUUCAAUGGAAGUAUGUUACCAGUUGCCGGUGCUGCCCCUGGACAGGCCGGUACCCAAGCAUGUCCUGAGCCGCAGAGGUGCCAUCAGCUUCAGUUCCAGCUCUGCAUUGUUCGGAUGCCCCAACCCAAGGCAGCUUUCUCAGAGACGUGGGGCAAUAUCGUAUGACAGCUCUGACCAAACUGCUUUGUACAUUCGUAUGCUAGGCUCUUGUGUAAUAUUCAAACAGCUGAGUGCAAGAGAUGUCAGAGUCAGAAGCAGAGCCGGCUUUGAAUCUGAAAGACGAGGCUCUCACCCUUACAUUGAUUUUCGUAUUUUGCACUCACAUUCGGAAAUUGAAAUCUCCCUGUCUGCAAGAAACAUACGGAGGUUGUUAAGUUUUCAGCGGUACCUAAGGUCCUCGCGAUUCUUCCGUGGUGUCACUCCACAGAAUUCACUGUACAUAUUGGACGAUGAUUACAAUGGACAAGCCAAGUGUAUGCUGGAAAAAGUCGGAAACUGGAAUUUCGAUAUAUUUCUUUUUGAUAGAUUGACUAAUGGAAACAGUCUCGUCACCUUAACCUUUCAUCUCUUGAAUCAUCAUGGUCUAAUCGAUCACUUCCAAUUGGACAUGGUGAAACUGCGGAGAUUUUUAGUUAUGGUUCAAGAAGACUACCACAAUCAGAACCCAUACCACAACGCAGUGCAUGCUGCUGAUGUGACUCAGGCCAUGUACUGUUAUUUAAAAGAACCCAAGCUUGCCAAGUCUCUCACUCCAUGGGAUAUCCUGCUGGGUUUAAUUGCAGCUGCAACACACGAUCUGGAUCAUCCUGGUGUAAAUCAGUUUUUUUUAAUAAAAACAAACCACUACUUAGCAACUUUAUAUAAGAAUACCUCAGUAUUAGAAAAUCACCACUGGAGGUCAGCAGUGGGCUUGUUGCGAGAAUCUGGUUUGUUUGCACACAUACAUUUGGACGAAAGACUACAAAUGGAAAGCCAGUUGGGCUCCAUCAUUCUUGCUACAGACAUUAGUCGGCAAAAUGAAUACCUUUCACAGUUCCGAACCCAUCUAGAUAAAGGUGACUUAUGCCUGGACGAUGCUGGUCAUCGGCUUUUCAUCCUGCAGAUGGCCUUGAAGUGUGCAGACAUCUGUAACCCUUGCCGGACUUGGGAGCUGAGCAAGCAGUGGAGUGAGAAAGUGACUGAAGAAUUCUUCUACCAAGGGGAUGUGGAACGAAAAUGCAACCUAGACCUCAGUCCUCUGUGUGAUCGGAAUACAUCCAACAUAGCCAACAUCCAGAUUGGUUUUAUCACCUAUUUGGUGGAACCAUUGUUUGUGGAGUGGGCCAGGUUCAGCAACACCAGACUGUCACAGACCAUGCUAGGUCACGUGGGACUAAAUAAAGCCAGCUGGAAGGGAAUGCUGCAGGAACGGUCUAGUAGUGAAGAAGCUGAUCCUGCAUUUGAUGACUGACCUAUUUUUUUUUUUUACCUCAGGAAGAUUGUGCACCAUGAACCUAGAGCAUGUAUUAAAGCAGGUUAUCUUUUGGCGGAACUAUCAGAGACAGAAAAGGUCUUGGUGAGAAAGCAAUUGAGCCUGAUUGCCAAGGGUUACACAUUAAGAAAAAUAAUGCCAGCAUUAUUUAUCUCCAAGUUUUCCUUUAACGUGUUAUUUUUUUUUUCUGUUGACCCCCUCCAUGGGAAGACCUGAACAUAGAGCAAUAUGCACAUACCUCAGUUGGCUUUUGUAUCAAAGCUUGAAUAUGCAAAGCACAGCAAUGACUGAAAACUGCAGGAAGAUUCUUAUGUAUGUGCCACAGGUCCCUCCCCCUUUUUUUUGGGUUAAAGGAGAGUUCGUUUUUCUUAAAAUGGAAGAAACCUUUUGUCAGCGCCUGGUGAGAACUCUCCAGAAUUUAGUGACUGAUCUUUUACCUUCCACUUUGUAUUGAAUUCUCUGUUAGAAAUGUGAAGUGCCCACACUGCUUUGCUGCCUAGGCAAGGAAUGCUGUUUACAAAUACACUGAAAAUACUGACUGAAAACUUGCCUUGAAGCAUGGUUGUGAAGGAACCACUAACUGGAUAUUUGUUUUGUAUGAUUAUUUAAGAGAACAAAUUUGGAAAUUUGGACUGCAAUCCUCCCUUACCCUUGACACCACCAACUCCAUUUUAUUUACCAC